GUCCAGCCAUGAUAUAAAAUCUGAUGCGCUCAAGCUAGGCAAUAUCUUUCAUCUCGCCACCACAUCCUCUGCCAUCCUCACACUUCCGAACCACGCACACACGCACCGCACACACACCACACACUUGGCCAAACAUGCCGUACACUCCUCACAAAGCUUACGUCGUAGGCGUCGGCCUUACCAAAUUUGACAAGCCCCGCGGCGAGCGUGAUUACCCCGAGCUCGGUCUGGAAGCCACGGUCAAGGCACUCAUCGAUGCCGGCAUCACUUACGAUGAUGUCGAGACUGCCGCUGUGGGGUACUGCUACGGUGACUCGACUUGCGGACAGCGCGCCCUGUAUCAACUUGGUAUGACCGGCAUUCCCAUCGUCAACGUCAACAACAACUGCUCCACUGGCUCUUCUGCCUUUGUCCUUGCUGCCAACAGCAUCAUGGCAGGUCAAGCCGACUGCGCACUGGCACUCGGUUUCGAGAAGAUGGCACCAGGCUCUCUCGGAUCCGCAUGGAACGAUCGAGCGCCUCCUAUGGAGGGCACCAUGUCUCAGCUGUUUGAAAUCGAAGCCGAAAAGGAGUACAAGACGGAUGACUUUGGACCUUUUGCUGCUCGCAUCUUCGGAGCUGCUGGUCAAGAGUAUGUGGAAAAGUACGGCGCCACUUGGGAUCACAUCGCUGCAAUCGCUGCCAAGAACCACAAGCACAGCGUCAAGAACCCCUAUGCGCAGUUUAGGGUCUCUCCGAGCCCACAAGAGGUAGCCAAGGCCCGCAAGAUCACGCGCGAGGUGACAUUGCCCAUGUGCUCCCCCACCUCUGAUGGAGGCGCCGCUGCAAUCGUCGUGAGCGAGGACUUUAUCAAGAAGCACAAUCUCCAAGACCGAGCAAUCGAGAUCGCCGGUCUGGGAGUGUCCACCGACUCUCCAAGACUCUACGAGGAUCGCUCUAGAAUCGAACUUGCCGGUGCCGACAUGAGCCGGCGUGCGGCAACGAUUGCUUACAAGCAAGCCGGUCUGACCGCCAAGGACAUUCAGGUCUUGGAGCUGCACGACUGCUUUGCUCCCAACGAGCUCGUCACCUACCCUGCUUUGGGAUUGUGCGCCGAGAAUGAGGCUCACAAAAUUGUCGAGGCUGGCGACAACACUUUUGGUGGAAAGUGGGUCGUCAACCCUUCUGGAGGUUUGGAAUCCAAGGGUCACCCGCUCGGCGCGACAGGUCUCGGCAUGGUGGCCUACAUGGCUUUGCAGCUGCGCGGCGAAGCGGGUGCGCUGCAGGUCGAAAACGUCAAGGCCGCAUUGACGCACAACAUCGGUCUCGGUGGUUCUUGCGUCGUUUCCAUCCUCAAGAAGGCCUCCUUCUACAAGGAUGGCGCUCACAACAAGGACCGCUUCGGAUACGACUUUGCCAACGAGUGCAGGCGCAUGACCGAGGAGGAGCUCGAAAAGGUCAAGAGCAAGCACUUCUCCGAUUACUUGCCCGCUUCUAUCCCCGAGCCGCAGACCUCCAAGCUGUAGAGCGCUGUUCACGUCAUGUGCGCGCGUGAGCUCAUCCAUACAUGUGCUGUCGUAGCCAAAUGCAUACCUUCACGCCUACCGGCUCGAGUCUCAGCUUGAUGCAUUUCAGCAGUCAGCUUUCGCUCCCUCACUGAUGUCUCGGAGACUUUCAGCUUUUGAGGCGGACAAUGGCAUUACGUGAGCCAGAAUACGAUAUUCAAAUAGGCGGGUGAAAGAGUGACGGCUGUGUGGACGGGACAGAGCCCAAAGUUGCUUGAGCAGUAAGCAAUGGUCGAGAGUGAUGAGGUGACCUGCACCGACGAAUCUAUUUGUAUCUAGUUGGUCAACAGCGCGAAGAGGAUAUGAGACAACAGGUGGCGAGACCGGGAGGCAUAAGUGGUAGAAAGCAUGUCUAUACAGACGUCGUCUUCCGGCUGUCAGGUGCGCGGUGCAACGGCGCGAGCCAUCCCAACGUCACGUAGCCGCUUCCACAAGCUCUUGCCACUAGGAGCUGGGGUACC
Ceraceosorus guamensis is the source of this 2005-nucleotide messenger RNA. RefSeq names its product putative sterol carrier protein. The transcript is spliced from 3 exons. Gene Ontology annotation, molecular function: acyltransferase activity, transferring groups other than amino-acyl groups. Lineage: Eukaryota; Fungi; Basidiomycota; Exobasidiomycetes; Ceraceosorales; Ceraceosoraceae. The record is from RefSeq and is a predicted model, not a curated record. Bases 135 to 1505 code for a protein of 456 amino acids.